This is a messenger RNA of Calypte anna (Anna's hummingbird), 4425 nucleotides long. RefSeq names its product solute carrier family 9 member A2 (gene SLC9A2). The record is from RefSeq and is a predicted model, not a curated record. The transcript is spliced from 12 exons. Gene Ontology annotation, molecular function: sodium:proton antiporter activity. Bases 63 to 2357 code for a protein of 764 amino acids. Gene Ontology annotation, cellular component: membrane. NCBI's taxonomy places the organism in Eukaryota, Metazoa, Chordata, Aves, Apodiformes, Trochilidae. Gene Ontology annotation, biological process: regulation of pH; proton transmembrane transport; sodium ion transport.
UGGCAGCCGGGGUGGCGGAGGCGCGGGCCACCUCGGAGAGCCAGCUGCCCGGCGCCGCGGAGAUGGGCACCGGCACUCCGCCGAGCCCCAGCGGCACCGCCUUCGAGGAGACGCGGCUCCACGUCUUUACCCUGGAUUACCCCCACGUGCAAAUCCCCUUCGAGAUCACCCUCUGGAUCCUGCUGGCCUCCCUCGCCAAGAUCGGCUUUCAUCUUUAUCACAAGUUGCCCUCAAUAGUGCCUGAAAGCUGUCUUCUCAUUCUGGUUGGAUUGCUUCUUGGUGGGAUUAUAUUUGGAGCAGAGGAGAAGUCCCCACCUGUAAUGAACAGUGAUGUUUUUUUCUUGUAUCUUUUACCACCCAUUGUACUCGAUGCUGGAUAUUUUAUGCCAACUCGUCUUUUCUUUGAGAACUUUGGUACCAUAUUCUGGUAUGCUGUGGUGGGCACACUGUGGAAUGCCAUCGGCAUUGGAAUUUCACUUUAUGGAAUUUGCCAAAUCAGUGCAUUUGGUUUGACUGAUAUCACCUUGCUGCAGAAUUUGCUCUUUGGCAGCCUCAUUUCAGCCGUGGAUCCCGUGGCAGUGUUAGCUGUUUUUGAAAAUAUUCAUGUCAAUGAGCAGCUUUACAUCCUGGUGUUUGGAGAGUCUUUGCUGAAUGAUGCCAUAACUGUGGUCCUGUACAAUUUGUUCAAGUCUUUCUGCCAGAUGCGCACAAUUAAGGUUAUUGACAUAUUCGCUGGGAUUGCUAACUUCUUUAUAGUGGGGAUCGGUGGAGUAUUGAUUGGAAUCCUUUUGGGAUUUGUAGCAGCCUUUACCACCCGUUUCACCCAUAAAAUCCGAGUGAUUGAGCCACUCUUUGUCUUCCUGUACAGUUACUUGUCAUACAUAACAGCUGAAAUGUUUCAUCUCUCGGGCAUCAUGGCGAUUACAGCUUGUGCCAUGACCAUGAAUAAAUACGUGGAGGAAAAUGUUUCCCAAAAAUCCUAUACAACAAUAAAGUAUUUCAUGAAGAUGCUGAGCAGUGUCAGUGAGACUUUAAUCUUCAUCUUCAUGGGAGUGUCUACUGUUGGGAAGAACCAUGAGUGGAACUGGGCCUUCGUGAGCUUCACCCUCAUUUUCUGUUUAAUCUGGAGGGCACUGGGUGUUUUUGUUCUGACUCAGAUCAUUAAUGUGUUCCGGACAAUUCCUCUCACUUUUAAGGACCAAUUCAUUAUUGCUUAUGGAGGCCUCCGAGGAGCUAUUUGCUUCUCACUUGUAUUUCUGCUUCCUUCUACCGUGUUCCCCAGGAAGAAACUGUUCAUCACUGCUGUUAUUGUUGUGAUAUUCUUUACUGUUUUCAUUCAGGGAAUAACAAUUCGCCCACUGGUGGAGUUUCUUGAUGUCAAAAGGUCAAAUAAAAAGCAGCCUGCUGUCAGUGAAGAAAUUUAUAACAGGUUCUUUGAUCACGUGAAGACUGGAAUUGAAGAUGUGUGUGGACACUGGGGUCACAACUUUUGGAGAGAUAAGUUUAAAAAGUUUGAUAAUAAAUACCUGCGAAGACUUCUAAUCCGGGAGAACCAGCCCAAAUCCAGCAUUGUUUCUUUGUACAAGAAGCUGGAAAUCAAACAUGCCAUUGAGAUGGCAGAGAGUGGGAUGAUAAGCAAAGUCCCAUCAUCAGUGUCUCUCAGUGAAUAUCAUGAAGGAAAGAUAAAGCCACUUUCUCCCACUGAAAUGGAAAACAUGCGGGAAAUAUUAACAAAGAAUCUCUACCAAAUACGACAUCGAACAAUGUCAUACAACCGACACAGCCUGGCUGCAGAUGCAAAUGAAAAGCAGGCCAAGGAAAUUCUGAUCCGUCGUCGGCACAGCCUUAGGGAGAGCCUGAGGAAAACAAACAGCCUGUCAAGAGACAGACCGGCUGCUGCAAAUACGAAAAGAUUCCUUUCACUUCCUAAAAACACUAAACUCCCAGAGAAACUACGAGUGAGAAAUAAAACAUCUUCCAAAGUGGGUGACAGCAGUGACUCUGAGCUGGAUGCUGCUACCACGGUGCUCAAUCUAAGACCCAGAGCAGGGAAAAUCUUGAGAGACCAGAGACUGAGACAGCAGAGACCACCACCACCUGACUUCAGAGUGGAAUGGAAGAACGAAGUGGAUGGGAGCCAGGACAGACAAGGGGAGCAGCAAGAGCCAAGCACCUUGCCUCAGCCAUCCAUUGGGUUUAGGCAGCCACUGCUGACCAGACCAAGAUUUGGCACUUUGAGCAGGGAAGAUUUGACUACAGACCAUGGGUCAGCAAGACCUAUACCACCACCCCGGUUAGUUAGGCAGGCAUCACAAGGGGAAAGGCAGAGGAAUAAGCCUGAGAACCAGCCAUACUAAACAUAGCAAAAGAGAACUAUUGGUAAUAAACCAUGGACGUUUUGAAUUAGGAUUCUAACCUAUCUGAUCAGACUGUAUGGAAUCCAUUAAAAAAACCAACCAAGCCUCAGUGCGGUUCUAACCACUUCCACUUUGGUGGAGAUGAAGACAUAAAAAAAAUUAUCUCUUUUAUAAAUAACUUCUGGCAAUUCUUUAAUUACAUUAUUUCCACUAUUGCAAUAGGUUGGAAAUGUGCCUUAUCACAUCAUCUCUUGUGGAGCCAAGUCAGGCAGGUUCAAUACUGUUAUCCUUUGAAAAUCAUUGUUGACAGUCCAGUGAUGAAUGGGUUCUUAAAAAAAUUCUGUAUCAUUUCAGAUUUUAUUUAUAAUCAAAUAAUACUUGUUUUAACCAGAGCUUUAAUAUAACUAACACUGAAAAUUGCACAAUGCACCUAUCAUAUAGACUUUGUAAGAAGAAUAAAUGUAGUCCUGAAGCCCAGUUUGUUCGAAGAGCUAUGAUGCAGAAAAAGAAGAGAAGGAACAAGCUGUAGGAGCAGAAUUGCAAGUACAGUUUAUAGGGAGGAAUUGCAAUAGGGAUGAGACCUGAAUAGCUUGAAUUUUUUUACUUUUGAAAAGAAGAUACUGAAGAUAUCUGAAGAUGUACUGAAGAUAACCAAAGGAAAUCUGAAUUAUCUUGACUUUCACUAAUGUCAACAAGAGCUGAGAGCACCCAACAGGACAAAAGAAACCCUAAAAAGAGAAAGCUUCAAGCUGAUAAAUAGUGUUCUUAUUCAAAAUUGCUUUUUGCACCGUAGUUUCUUGGUUGCAGUGCAAACACAGCAGUAGAAUAGUUGCAAAGCACUUCAUGUAGACAAAGUGAGCAGUCUCCUGUUUGAGUCAGGGACCACUGAGACUCCAGAGAGCUCGUUCAGUCAUGCUUGUGACCCUGGUCAACUUGUUUUACUUUUUGUUUCCUCAUUUGUAAACCAGAAAAGAUAAUCUUUUCUUUGUCUGAGCUAUGCACUUCAAGGAACAAAAAUGUUCCGUCUGAUUUGUUUCUACAAAAAAAAAGUAGCACAGCAGGGCCCUGGAAUCAGUUUAAUUCACCGUGCACCUUAAUAACACCCAUAAGAAACAGGGACUUCCUCAUCCUAGUAAGUGGCUGACAUUUGAGUGCAUAGAGGAAGGGAGGGUGCAUUAAAAUAAAUUAUACUUCACUGUAGCUCUCAGGAAUUUGCACUUUCUGUCCCACUUAAUCUGUCUUAAGUUUUGAGCUUGCUUUAGCACAGAGACACAUUUCAGCACAAUGCAGAAAUAAUUUUCUUUCUAUUUGUUACAAGAUGGAUAACUUUAAUUGAAGAAUGUACACUGUGAAAUCAUAACUUUUCUUUUUCAUUAGAACAUUUCUAAAUCUGUGGGCAAUAAGAUUUUUUUAUUUAAGCUUGUUUUGAAAGAACUAUUAAAAUCAGAGUUUCCUUUUCAAAUCACAGGGUAAAUUUUUUUCAAAGGUUUUUGGGUGGGGUUGAUCAAAUGGGGAUUUAAGACUUCCCUUCUUCUAACAGCUUUUUCAAAUUAUUUCUUUCAUGUACGUAUCUGAAAUGUCAAACCUUCCUCAACUCUUUUAUUGGCACAGGUCUUUCAGUGGUUUUACUCUUGUUCAGCUAUGGAAGUUUCUGCUGAGUGUCAAAUGCAAACUCUAAGCUGCAGAACGAUGGCUGCGUGAAUCCUAGAAAAUUAUCAUGGCUAUUCUCUACAAAUCAUUUUUGUGGAAGGCAACACUUAGCUGUCCUUUAAUGAUCAUAAUCUCUUUGGAAAUAAAGCUGGUUUCAAACAAAGCCAGCAAGCUUAAGAAACAAAUUUGAAUUUGUCUUUCAACAGGAAACUGUUUUCAUCAGUAAAACUGGUAACAAGUACUCUCUCACUGCAUUAUCAGGAUCAUGCUUGAAAAAGAAAGAAGCCUUUAGUUUGGAUUUUAGUUUUGAAACCAUGUCCUCCUUGCAGAUCAAACUGUUUAUAGACUUGGUGUUUUACAUCAGGCCAGUCUGAAACUGGACCAAAUAAAUAAACAAAUAAAUGUGAAAUGUUGCACA